GGAUGCUGUGGGUGGUUGGUGGCGGCGGUGGCGGCGGCGGGGGGCGAGGCUACAACAACAGUCCCAGUCUUGCGACAUCCUCUCUCUCGAGAGAGAGAGAGCACACGCGCGUUUCGGACCGGAAUCAGCGGGACAAAGCAGGGAAAGCAUGGCUGUUUAGAACUUUGAACCUGCCAUGCAGCUUAACUUUACAACGUGGUGCGCUGUUUUUGAGAGGUGAACGACGUCCGAUUGGCAACAUGUGUCAUCCGAAAUAUUAGGCAGCUCUCCCGGAGUGUCGAGUCCCCCAACUCUUAUUCCCCCCUCUCAGUGAUGGAAUGAAGACGAAGCCUAUCAUGGAUGAUAAAUCCAGCAAGCUCAUCCUGGUUCCUAUCCUGGCUGUGCUUUUUGUCACGAUAGGUUACCAGUACAUAUGUCCCGCCGGCAGUCAUUCGUGUCCGCUGAAAAACGGAGAUGCGCCGCGGGGAGUGAGCCUGCUCUCCGCCGGCUAUCAGGACGGGGACGAUUUCGCGGACCAGGACUUGGAGGACGACAGCCCUGCCAAGCUCCCGUCCCAGUUCAACUUCACGCAACGAGACCUGGACCGACGCGUGGAGUUCAACAUGAAAGGGGACGACGUCAUCGUGUUCCUGCACAUCCAGAAGACCGGCGGCACCACGUUCGGCCGGCACCUGGUGAGGAAUAUCCGCCUGGAGCAGCCGUGCGACUGCAAGGCCGGCCAGAAGAAGUGCACCUGCCACCGGCCGGGCAAGGACGAGUCGUGGCUCUUCUCUCGCUUCUCGACGGGAUGGAGCUGCGGGCUGCACGCCGACUGGACCGAGCUGACUAACUGCGUGCCUGUCAUCAUGGAUAAGAAGGAGGUCCAGAGGAAUAAAAGGAACUUCUACUACAUCACCAUGCUGCGUGACCCGGUGUCCCGUUACCUGAGCGAGUGGAAGCACGUCCAGCGCGGCGCCACCUGGAAGACGGCCUUGCAUAUGUGUGAUGGGCGUUCGCCCACCCAAGACGAGCUGCCCACCUGCUACAACGGCGAGGACUGGUCGGGCGUCACCCUUUCCGACUUCAUGCGCUGCCCCUCCAACCUGGCCAACAACCGGCAAGUGCGCAUGUUGUCCGACCUGAGCCUGGUGGGCUGCUACAACCUGUCGUCCAUGAACGAGAGCCAGCGCGACCACAUCCUGCUGAGCAGCGCCAUGAGCAACCUGAAGAACAUGGCCUUCUACGGCCUGACCGAGUUCCAACGCAAGACGCAGUACCUGUUCGAGCGGACGUUCAGCCUGCGCUUCAUCUCGGCCUUCACGCAGAUCAACAGCACGCGCGCCGCCAACGUGGACCUGAGCGAGGCCGUGCGACGACGCAUCGAGGAGCUCAACUUCCUGGACGUGCAGCUGUACGACUACGCCAAGGAUCUGUUCCUUCAGCGUUUCCAGUUCACCCGGCAGAGGGAGCGCCGAGAGGUGCGCUUGAAGAGACGCGAGGAGCGCCGUUGGAUACGCGAGCGGCAGCAAGCCGGGCCGUGGCCGUCCAAACGCAAAGCGCAAGCUCCGAAAAGCCUGGAGAAGGACCACAAUGACUUUGCCAGCACCACUGAGGACUACACAAGCCAAGUGGCUCGCUGGUGAUGCCAUUCAUUUAAAUCACUGUCAUUAUACACUACUCACAAAAAAAUUGGGAUAUUUGGUUGGGUGAAGUUUUAGAAUGAAUCGAAAAUGCACUUUUAAAGUUCGACGUCGGUCUACGUUCACCUCUAAAGGUUUCAGUACAUUUUAGGGUUAAUCUAAAAUGUCACCCCAACAUCCCAAAGCAUUUGUGAGUCGUGUAUAUUGUCAUCAUAUCAUCAUUAAUGUGUCGCUCAGCUUUUCAGUGUGCACUCGUCUUUCUUUCGAACAAUGGUUCUCAAACUGGGGUCUGGAGUUAGGGGGUCCACAAAUAACUUGCCCUAAAUUAUUCUCAGUUAUAAAAAGUGCAUAUUUACUAUACAAAUGAGAACGAACUGAUGUGACAGUAAAACAAACUAACAAGCCAAUGUUGAGCCACUAAAUCUCUACAUUAAUAAAGUCACAUUUAUUUGAACAAAAGGAAUAUUAUGAUCCAAUUUUUUAUUAUUUGAUCGCCAUGAGGAUCACGAUGGUGUUCAAUUGCCCCCAUGUAAGAAGUCCCGAACCAAAAUUAUUUGAGAACCCCCACUUUACAAAUAUGGACACUGCCUCCAGGUGCCCUUUUUGGUGUCUUAAAACUCUUCAAAUGCUGUGUUUUUAAUCAUGUCAUCGCUGCCUUGGUUCUUUUUCAAAUGCAGCUCUUGCCAGAAAAAAAAAAACAAUCAGAAGCUGCUUUAUUAAAAAAUUACAUUAAAAAAAAAAAGAUGAAUGUCAUCAAAAUCACAUACACAUUUUUUAAAAAGUAGUCGUAGACGGUUGCAUGCCACAUUCACACUCGCACAAGUAGUCUGUGAAGAAGAAUGAGCUUUUGUUGUUAUUAUUUGAGCUCAAUGAAAAGCUUUCCCUUGAGGGCCACUUUUGGUGCAUGAGGACUGAUUAUAUUUUUGAGUUGCAAUGUUCUCUCUUAUUUUCACAAGUGCAAUAGCUUGCUCAACAAAACUCUCAAUGUUGUUGGCAUACAGUGGAACCUUUUAAGUUGAAAACAUUCCAAUAGCCUUUAAAGUUGCUCUGAUUUAAAAAAAAAAAAAUUUUUUAAAAAAAAUCUAAGUUUGCAGUGUUAAAAUUGCGGGCAACCCCAUUAAUCAAUAGUGAUUCCAUAAAUAAUGAAGAAUUUCGAGUGAAAUAUAAUGACAUUUUACAAAAAUUAAGAAUUUAAGUUUUUUCACUUUUUUUCUUCAUUUAAGUGUCCAUUGUGCUUAUUUAUUUGUAUAGCCCUAAAUCACAAGCAGCUCCCUCGUGGGUGCACUUUAGUCCAAACGUACAAAUAGGCUACACAUGGAAACGGUGACUCCUCAUUUGCCUAAGCCGCAGCAGUAUUAAACGUUCAUUUCAUAGGAUACUGAAUAUGCUUUUGAGUAUUUGUCUACAUGUGUUGCUCCACCGUUUUGUGUUCAAAUUUCCGUUGCUUGAAGACACUGAUGCUAUUCGUUAGCUCGUCUGUGAGAUUUUGCAUGCAUUGUGUAUUAGCAUUAAGCCAAACAUACAUGACUAAGGCAAAGCGAUUACUUUUAAAUACACAAUGUGCAGUUUUCUGGUUUUUGUUUUGUUUGACAGUGGGUGUGGCAAUAAAUAGCUUGAAGAUUUUUGUUGUUGUUGUUCACCCGCUGCCAAACUGCUGCUAGUUAGAAAGUGAGUUGACGUAUUAAGCCAUAUUGUACAAAGUCGCAAUAAGCUCCAUUUCCUGCGCCAUGGUCGUGAUUUGUCAUCCCGCUUUUUCAUCUUUGCCAUCAGUGGUAAUCUUUUGUAUAAACAGAAAAAAAAGCCAAAGAUUGACGAACCACCUUUACCCAGUUGACUCUUUAGCUAAGCUAAAAUCGUUUCAUUUUUGCACUUUUUGUCUGGAGUCAAAUUCCAACGCGUUCCACUUUGGAGGUUCCACUGUAUUUAAGAUGAGACAUGGAAUAAAAGUGAAUAAGUUGUUGCUUAAGAAACAUAUAUGAAAUGGUCCUGCAUCCUAGGAAGUAUACAAAUGUCAAGUUUUGCCGUUAUCGACACAUGAACACACAUGAAGAUGAAACGGGAGUUUGUGUUUAAUCUUGUGUGCUUUUAUGCUUAUCUUGUAUCCCCUGAAAGGCCCGCCAACACACACACACAAAUGCUAUCACAUCCUUAUCAGCAUAACCACAUUGUCUCUUUUUUUAAAAAAAUGUUAUUACCAUUCUGAAAUACCUAAAUGCCUUGUGUUGCCCAUCCAUAAGAUCAUUUCCAUUCAUUCAUUCACAACAGCAGUCAAUUUCAUAGUUGAUGCAUCAGCCUGGUCCAAAACAGACUCAUUCUGACGACGACCUUCCACUUUAGAGAUGCCAUCUUUAAAAAUCACAUUCAUGAAUAUUUCAUUUCCUAGUCGAUGGUGUUGGUUUUGCGGUUGAAAUAAAGCUUUGGCUGCUGUGGAACAAGCAGCAGGAGUGAGAGGACAACAGAUGGGAGCACAGUUAUGUGCUAUAGUCAGUACACUGGACCACUUGCCGUACGCUACAUGGACUGCUUACGUAAGGAGACCCUAAUGAGAUUCUCAAACUGAUGUUAUUAUUUUGGAUGGAGUUGCAAUGGGGCAAUAAUGGUGUGAUGGUUAGUUAUUACAUUAUGUCAAAGCCUAUAAGUGUGUGUGACACAUGUCAAUUACAUGAACAGUGCAUAAAAAAAAAGAAAGUCUGCACACCCCAUUGUUCAAAUGCCAGGUUUUUGUAUUGUAAAAUACGCAGAGCAAGAUGAGUCAAUUCAAAACUUAAUGUGCUCUAUGACUUGUACAACUCAAUCAAAAAUAAUAGUAAAAAUACAACUAGACUGAGAUGUGGUUGCAAAAGUGUGCACACCAUUAUUAAUGGGAAUGAUGCUUUUUUCAGAAUUAACCAAAUACAUGAAUUCAUAUCAAAUUUAGAGCGACUGAUUAACCCCAAAUAAAGUUCAAAUGUUCUAUUAGGCGUGUCUUCACUGUGUUCCAUGCUAUUGUAUAUAUGUUUUUGUACCCUUCUCAUGACUGAUACCUUUGAACAAUGAAAUCCCUCUGAUGCUGAGGAAGCUUUCUGCAGAGCAUGAUGUGUGCUGUAAAGUGUGGCUGCCAAAAUGUCAGGAAACAUCUACUAGAACAUCUGAACUUUAUUGGGAGUUAAUUAGAAGUGCUUGAAAUGGUGUCUGUGUGCGGAUCCAAUCUUUGAUUGGUUUGUUCGGAACACAGCCAGGUAUGAGUUUGUGCACGUUUGUGCAACCACAGGAUCACAGUUGUUUUUUAUUUACCUACUGGAAAAUAAAAUUAUUUCAUGUCAAUUGUGUUGUGCAGGUUAUGGGUUACAUUAAGGUUGGAGUAUGUACGUAUGAAUGUAUGUAUGUACAGUUGUACACUAUGCGUGUAUGGCCUUUUGAAUUUAUUUCAAACGUUGCUCAAGAACGGCUUGGCUGCCUCAUGGAAAAUGUCUCGCCAACAGGACAUCGGGUUGGGAGGGAAAUAAAGAGGGUACGUUUUCUUGUGUAACAAUUUCUGUACAUGUUCAAGUGUCUCGUGAUGAAAUGAAUUGCCUUUUUGGGGCGUGUGACAUUUAAUCUGCCAUUUUUCUUGUCAGACCUGGAAAAAUAAAAACUUAGCAGUAGAAAUAAAUGCAUUGAAUGACAA
Syngnathus acus (greater pipefish) is the source of this 5265-nucleotide messenger RNA. It is a transcript of the gene hs6st3b, whose product is annotated as heparan sulfate 6-O-sulfotransferase 3b. The transcript has 2 exons. Gene Ontology annotation, cellular component: membrane. Lineage: Eukaryota; Metazoa; Chordata; Actinopteri; Syngnathiformes; Syngnathidae. The record is from RefSeq and is a predicted model, not a curated record. The coding region runs from base 318 to 1622 and encodes 434 amino acids. Gene Ontology annotation, molecular function: heparan sulfate 6-sulfotransferase activity.